Molecule: messenger RNA, 3140 nt
Organism: Bactrocera neohumeralis
Lineage: Eukaryota; Metazoa; Arthropoda; Insecta; Diptera; Tephritidae
Gene: Lim3
Product: LIM/homeobox protein Lhx3
Exons: 8
Coding region: 769-2382 (537 amino acids)
Biological process (GO): regulation of transcription by RNA polymerase II; neuron differentiation
Cellular component (GO): nucleus
Molecular function (GO): DNA-binding transcription factor activity, RNA polymerase II-specific; RNA polymerase II transcription regulatory region sequence-specific DNA binding
Source: RefSeq, a predicted model, not a curated record
UGUCGUCACAUCCGCAAAAGCGUUGCAUAUUCACCCACUCACAGCGCUGCCGCAAACCGUAACCGAAUAACCGUACAACCGGAAGCCGACGCAAAAAUCGUGAUAUUUCUUUCGGAAUCAUAGUAUGUGUUCGGCCGUCGGUGAACACAUUGUUGCGUUGUCAAAAUAUUUGCAGUAGCCGAAAAAUUCAAAAAAUUACGGAAUUAUACGAGUAUACUUAGUGCAGUUUACGACGGCACGGCAGCCAAAUUAUAGCAACUCGAAGACACGUGCAAAAAACUGAAAAAAAUUAAAAAUUUAUUUAUUACUAAGAAUAAUAUAAAAAAAAAUAAAAUUAAAACCAAUAAAAACCCAACGUUCAAAAAAUAUAAAAAAAAACCAAAAAACAUAUUAAUAAGUAAAAUAAAAUUAAUUAAUCGCACACUCCUCCAAAUACCGACGGCAUUUCGUGCACAUAUACGAGCAUAAACAAUACCGUCGGUAUAUACUUAUGUACAUGUUCGGUAUUCUGUAUGAGCGCGCAUCCUUUAAACGUCAUUAAAGACGGUGCCAAGUCAGCCUCAAAGGCUGAAAAGUGAAUACACACCUGCCUACGCACAUACCCACACACAUAAGUGUUAAUUUUAUUGCUGAUGCUCAUUUCCGUGCGUUGUGCGCGUGUAUGUGUGCGUCCGUGUAUGUCAAUAGAUAAUUACAAAAUUUGUUGAUGUUUGUGUGGAGUAGUCUGCAUUAUAUUAGCAUUACAAUAGUAAACGUGUUGCAUUAGCAAUGAUGCAAACUUUGAAACCGCCACCACCACUAUUACAACACCACCAUCAACACCAGCCGCCGCCGCAGCCACAGCCGCAGCCUCAUUCGUCAUUGGCCUCGUCAUUGUUUAGUAGCAGCAACAUUUCUAUUAUGAAUAAUCAUAUCCAUCAGCAGCAGCAACAACAACAACAACCACAUCCUCUGCUGCAUAAUCAUCAGAAUCCACAAACGAUGAUGCAACAACCGCAGCCCAGUCACCUAGUACCUCCUUUGCCUACGCUGCCAACGCUGCCUAUAUUGCCGCCGCUGCCGCCUACACUGACGCCACAGGCUCCCACAAUAAUGAAUAGCAGCAUAGGUAAAGCUAUUGGUAGUAGGAGUAUUCUACAGCAUAAUCACAAUUCCACAAGUCAACAGCAGCGGCAAGACAACAAUAACCUGACUGUUGCCGGUGUCCAUCUUGACGAUGAACCAAAUCCUGAAAUGGUGCUCGCUUUGAUCUCAAGGAAUCGUGCGCUCGAGGCUACUAUACCAAAAUGCGGAGGCUGUCAUGAACUUAUACUAGAUCGUUUUAUAUUGAAAGUGUUGGAGCGAACGUGGCAUGCGAAAUGUUUGCAAUGCAGCGAAUGCCACACCCAACUAAAUGACAAGUGCUUCUCGCGGAAUGGGCAGCUUUUCUGUAAAGAAGACUUUUUUAAACGAUAUGGAACAAAGUGUUCCGCAUGUGAUAUGGGAAUUCCGCCAACGCAAGUGGUACGGAGAGCGCAGGACAAUGUCUACCAUUUACAAUGUUUUCUAUGUACAAUAUGCUCUCGAACACUAAAUACCGGUGAUGAAUUUUACCUUAUGGAAGAUAGAAAACUAAUAUGUAAACGUGAUUAUGAGGACGCGAAGGCGAAAGGACUCUACUUAGAUGGCUCAUUGGACGGUGAUCAACCAAACAAACGACCUCGUACAACAAUUACAGCAAAACAAUUAGAAACACUUAAAACAGCCUACAAUAAUAGUCCUAAGCCUGCACGACAUGUACGAGAACAACUAUCACAAGAUACCGGACUGGACAUGCGAGUCGUUCAAGUUUGGUUUCAAAAUAGGAGAGCGAAGGAGAAACGACUGAAGAAAGAUGCUGGACGAACGCGAUGGAGUCAAUAUUUCAGAUCAAUGAAGGGUAACUGUUCUCCGCGUACGGAAAAAUUCCUCGACAAGGAUGAAUUGAAAGUAGACUACGACAGUUUUAGUCACCAUGAUUUAAGUAACGAUAGCUACAGUACGGUCAAUCUAGGUUUAGAUGAAGGUGCUUCACCACAUAGUAUAAGAGGAUCUUAUUUGCACGGUAGUUCCAGUCCACCGCAAUAUCCUACUAGUCGAUCACCACCACCUGUGGGGCACAAUCACUCAUUUGGUUCAUAUCCCGAUAAUAUUGUUUAUACAAAUAUAGAACACAAUACAUCAUCGAAUAAUGUGAGCGCGUCAAAGGCACAUCGCGUACAUGGCAGUGCAGUUUCGGAUUUGAGCAAUGAUUCUAGUCCAGAGCAGGGCUAUCCUGAUUUUCCACCAAGUCCUGACUCCUGGCUGGGCGACUCAGGGAACACAUCGAAUCCGAAUUCGCAAACACCAGGCGUUCAUUACUGAUACUCGUACACACGCAUAUUGCUUAAGUACUUGCAAAUGCGCAACUACUCGUACUGGCGCGCCAAACAGCAUGAUCAUGAAUACAAAUACACACACAAAAUCCUAUAACAUUAAAUACUAAUUGCUAUAUAAAUUAAUUAAAUAAAUACAUGUAUAUACAUACGUACAUACGUACAUACAUGUGCAUGUGUGUGUUUAUGUAUAAUUGCAUAUUCUCACAUUUUACGGCAAACUCUAUUACACUUAUUUAUUUACACAGUAUUUUUAUUUUGUAAAUUUUAAUAUUACUAUAUGUCUUUACAUGUAUAUUUAUAAAAAUGUAUAUGUAGAUGUUUUUUGUAUGUAUGUAAGUAUUGAAACAAAAUGUAAUUGCUCAAAAAGCCGUAUUUUAAUUUAAAAACUAUUCAUGUUAAUUUUUUAUGUAUUUCUUCAUAAGAAAUCAAGUGAUUUCGAUUUGUUCAUGGGUAAAAAAAACCACAAAAUUCAAGGAAAAUGUGUUACAAUUUGUUCGAAACAAUAAAAAUCCACGUAAUAAAUAAAUGUAAAUAUUGUAUAUACAUAUAAGUAAACAUUAGGUAUUCGUGUAAAAUAGAAAGCAUUUAAACUUAAUGAGAAUAGGCAAAUUAUUUAUUAAAACAUAUGCUUUAUACAAACUAGUAAAUAUCAUUUACGAGAAAGUGAUGUCAUGUUUAUAUCUACAUGAUUACCUAAAAACUAUUUGACACACAACAAAAAAUAAAGAAAACUGUUAAGAAUAA